CAAGAUUACGCAACAUUUUGUUUAUUGAUGGAAGUGAAAUCUAAAAAAAAAUUAAUUAAAAUUACUGUAUUUUUAUAUUUCUUACUGUAAAGAAUUAAUUGAUUUUGGUAAUAUUAUGUGCGAUGCAGUUAGAGAACAACCUGACGGUGAUGAUAAUGUAGAUGGCUUUGAAGAAGAUAAAUUAGAUCCCAGAGUUGAGAUUGAACUUGAAAAAUUAAACAGCGCUUCAGACUUGAUUAAUAUUUUGGAAAAAGAACUUGAUGAAGCACGAACUGUUUUCCGUCAAAAGUUAAAUGAUGCUACUCGUGAUCUUCAGCAGUUAUCAAAAUCAUUAGGAAAUAGUAUUGAUAAAGCAAGGCCAUACUUUGAGCUGCUAGAGCAGACAAAAAAGGCACAGCUGCAAUGUUCCAGUGCUGUAAUAGCAUAUGAAAGAGCUUGUGAUAUGCAUCAAGGUGCCCGUAAAACGAUUUCGAUUGCUGAGGAUAAAUUAUUAAACAACCCUGCAUUGUUUGAACCAGCUUGGCAGGAAAUGCUUAAUAAUGCUAACCUAAAAUUAUUAGAAGCAGAAGAGGAAAAACUUAAGAAUGAGUCAUUUCACCAUGAAGCAGCUUCAGUGUAUACUCAGCUCCAACACAAAAAACUUAAACUAGAAAACCAACUUAAAAAGAGCAUCAAUAAAGCAAGACCAUAUUUCGACCAGAAAGCAUUCUAUAUAGAUUGUUUGGAGAAUCAAAAGGUACUUGUUCAAGAGUUAGAGAGUUCGUAUAUUGCUGCAAAAGAAAGAUAUUCCAAAAGUCUACGUGAACUUGAAAAUAUUAGUGAAGAUAUACAUCGUAAAAGAAAUCCCGCUGUGUUUCGUACUAAUAUACGAGACGAAUACGUUAGUUCUGAGCGCAAUUCGAUUCCACGACUUCUUUGCAAACAACUUUCAGAAGGCUGCUCUGUAAAACUAAACGAACCGCGAAGACUUAACACUCGCACAACAAGUCGCUCUUCUUUUAAGUUGGAUCUUGAUGUUGAUUUUGACAGUAAUGCUAUUGAUACUGGUAUUAGUACAAAAAGUCCUUCAGCUAAAAGCGUUGAUAUUGGUAUUUUGAAUAGUACGAAAUGCUAUACAGACUUUCAAUUGCUUGAUGUUAAAAAACUAUUUGAUCCAGAAUGGCGACGAAAUUCGAAAACAAACUUUUUAUCUCAAUCUUAUAACAUUUCGUAAAUAAAAUUGCAUAAAAAAUAAAAACUCAACAUUUUUGUGAUGUAAAAAAACUUAUCGGAUUUAGCUCGACCAUCAUCGAUAAGUAUUUUUUGAUUAAAAACUUCUCAUGGACUGAAGCAAAGCAACAUGAACUUAACGUUUUUAAAUAAUUUAAAUUUAUAAUGUAAUAUAUACAAAGAUGCUUUAAGAAAUCA
Hydra vulgaris (swiftwater hydra) is the source of this 1407-nucleotide messenger RNA. RefSeq names its product SH3 domain-binding protein 5 homolog. The record is from RefSeq and is a predicted model, not a curated record. Gene Ontology annotation, biological process: intracellular signal transduction; negative regulation of protein tyrosine kinase activity. Gene Ontology annotation, molecular function: protein kinase inhibitor activity. Gene Ontology annotation, cellular component: cytoplasm. Lineage: Eukaryota; Metazoa; Cnidaria; Hydrozoa; Anthoathecata; Hydridae.